ACAAUCCAUCAAUUCAACGAUGUUCCUUACCACCAUUCUCAGCACGCUUGCCCUGCUCCCUGGCAGUGUCCUGUCUGCCGAAUUCAACUUCACGGAUGUCUACUACUGGCGACGUCAGAAUAUCAACAACCAGGAAUUCCAGGUCUGGGAAAACAACAACCCCCUCAGCAAUGAAACUGGGGCAUGGUGCCAUGUGUCGUUUUCUGACACAUUGUUGAACUGGCCGACGGAUUAUAUACCUUGUGCCGAUUCGACUAGCUGGGACUGGUACGUUGUCAACUGGACACAUGAAAACUUCACUUUUGAGAUACGGCAUAACUUCACCGACUCAAGCACUCAGACAUUUCACCAGAGAUUCGCACGCUUCGUGGAAACAAACUACACCGAGUGUCAAACCGAUCUAAGGGGCACCACUAGCUGCACUUUCCCGUCCGGGGUUGCAGAGGUUUAUGACGAGAAAAUUACGCCCUUACCGUAAUGUAGAGCCCUUUUCGGAUAGCUCUAUACGAGGCACGAGUGUAAACAGGGGGCAAGGAGCAGAACAAUAGGCUGAGAUUACUAAGAGACGAAUCCUUGAAGAGGAUUCGUAGGCCUGGGUCGCACGUAAAUACCAUGUAACCCGGGCGAGAAUGCCAUGACUAUGGAGGCUGCUAUCUACCCAAGGCUUUGUGGCCUGACAAAUGUCUUGUUGAGAACUACAGUUGAUUUAGCUAUAAAAAGCAUUUUUCUUGCGUAAACAUCUGAUUUUCGUAGAAUCUACU
Molecule: messenger RNA, 761 nt
Organism: Aplosporella prunicola CBS 121167
Lineage: Eukaryota; Fungi; Ascomycota; Dothideomycetes; Botryosphaeriales; Aplosporellaceae
Exons: 3
Coding region: 20-478 (152 amino acids)
Source: RefSeq, a predicted model, not a curated record